Molecule: messenger RNA, 1593 nt
Organism: Chelonus insularis
Lineage: Eukaryota; Metazoa; Arthropoda; Insecta; Hymenoptera; Braconidae
Exons: 1
Coding region: 462-1562 (366 amino acids)
Source: RefSeq, marked validated
AGAUAUUGACUUUGUAGAAGGUAUCAUUCAACUACCUUUAAGUGUGCUAACUUUUACUGAAGAAGUAGAUUUUAUAAUUGAUACAUUUAUAAAAAUAGACGUUGCUGCUAAUCAUCCAACAGCUAAAUUUAUUCAUCCGUUACAGAAAGCUAUACAUUACGGUGUUUACUUGACGGUAUCAUAUCAAACCUGUGAUAAAUGUACUGGUAAAGACAUUAGUGAAGAUGAUAGUGACAAUCAUCAUCAUAAGGCACCUUUAUUAGAAAUCCCUCCCAUCAUUUAUGAAAAAAAUAUCAAAGUUGAUGAGUCAUUAAACAUUAUGCAUGAUGUUUAUAAAGUGCAUCCUGAUAUGCCACUAGUCAGUAUUGGUGCGACAGGUUUAGGUUUUUUGUCUACUGAAGACCAAAAAGUUGAUAUAAAAACUAAUUCGAAUAUCUAAACUGAAAACACAAUUUUCAACAAUGGAGACUAAUAAAGAGAACGAAGAAAAAGAACAGCCCAUUUCAUCAGAAACAACAACUUAUAGAACAAUGCUUAAAGAAAAUGCUAUGCUUGUUUCGGCAUUAUUUGAAGCAUAUCCUGAAUUAAAGAAUUUCGAACGUGAUGUCAAAGCAAUAGUUGAAACUUACUUGUUGACUUACGAAAAUCGUAAAAGUUUGCCAAAAAUAUUAGAAAUCCUCAAAGACAAAUCAAUCGAUCCACAGACAAAAGCAGAUUGGUUUAUCAAAAUGAAGAAAUUAAUUCUAACUCAAAAUAAUUUGAAUUGUUUAGAUGCUAUACCCAUUGGAAUCAUCCUGUCUAUCGACAUGCAUAGCCACGCAGCACAAGCUGCUUUAAAUGUCAAGCACACCAAAAUCAGACAGGAAGAAUUUAAUGCAGCUGGUAUCAGUACUCACGAAAAAAAUUCAGAUAUUGAAUUAAAACAUCCUAUGGUUCCUGAAAUAGAUGUAACUGUAUUGCAUCAAGGUGGUAAAUUUUGUUGGUUUCGUAUCAAGUUAUCAUGUGUUAUUGACGUAUCUCAAUUAAAUCUAGCAUAUUCUCCAGUACAUUACUAUUUUUAUACUGAUCGAAUUGUUGAGCUAUAUUAUUACCGAGAAGUUCGAAAUUAUAAAGAUUUUUAUUUGACAACAAUGGCUAACUUGAAUAGUUCUGAAUUUGUCAGUCAUAUUUAUUUCUUUUCUGAUUGUCGAUUGGUUGAGAAAUUGGAAUCGAAAGUGAAUCAGUUUUCUAACAUUUUGAAGUUUUUAUACUGUUAUAGAAUGAACUCAGCGAGUUUCUCAAUUACUAACGAAGAUGAUCAAGAGCAUGUUUUUAAACUAUUAAUUCGUACAACAGUAUUUUUGUACAGACGUAAUUUUAAUAUGGGCAGUGAAGAAUUAGAUACACCAUUUACAGCUCUUACAGGAGAAAGAGCACAUAUUAAUGUACGUCGGUUUCUUAGUGAAGAUACUGUGUAUUCAGUGAAUAAUGCUCGAGAUGGGUUGAUUUUGGGUACUGGUACUCAACUAGGGGGUAUUAAUCCUCAUGAGUUAGUAUUUUUACAUAAUGGUCAUGUAGAGUAAUUAUUUCAAAUGUUUUUUCAGUAAUAUUUUG